AUGAGCAACAACAAGACAUACAAGGAUGCCUUCGCGCUAUUCGACAAGAAGGGGUCGGGCAAGAUCCCUGCCGAGCAUCUCGGCGACUUAUUGAGAGCGGUGGGGCAAAACCCUACCCUCGCCGAAGUCAGCGAAUUGCAAAGUGGCAUUGGCUCCGAAUUUGACUACGCCACCUACGAGAAGAUCAUCCAGAGACCCGACGGGUUCAAGCCGUUGGGGUUGCCGGAAGACUACAUCAAGGGGUUCCAGGUGUUCGACAAGGACAACACCGGCUACAUCGGUGUCGGUGAGUUGAGAUACAUUUUGACCUCGAUUGGCGAGAAGUUGAGCCAGUCGGAAGUCGACGAGUUGUUGAAGGGGGUCAACGUCACCGACGACGGCAACGUUGACUACGUGGAGUUCGUCAAGUCGAUCCUUGACCAGUAG
Messenger RNA from Diutina rugosa, 426 nucleotides. It is a transcript of the gene MLC1, whose product is annotated as Mlc1p. The record is from RefSeq and is a predicted model, not a curated record. Gene Ontology annotation, molecular function: calcium ion binding. NCBI's taxonomy places the organism in Eukaryota, Fungi, Ascomycota, Pichiomycetes, Serinales, Debaryomycetaceae. Gene Ontology annotation, cellular component: myosin II complex. Bases 1 to 426 code for a protein of 141 amino acids. Gene Ontology annotation, biological process: mitotic actomyosin contractile ring assembly. The transcript has 2 exons.